Messenger RNA from Ilyonectria robusta, 744 nucleotides. RefSeq lists its product as uncharacterized. The annotation marks the transcript as partial. The record is from RefSeq and is a predicted model, not a curated record. The transcript has a single exon. NCBI's taxonomy places the organism in Eukaryota, Fungi, Ascomycota, Sordariomycetes, Hypocreales, Nectriaceae.
GCCUCGGACUCUGAAACGUGAAGGAUUCAGCACAGCCCUUAAUCUCCUGUCACUACGCCUCUCGUUCAUUGAAUGUCGACAUAAAUCACUCAUAUUCCUUGACAACAUUCGAAGGUAUCUCUGUCCCUACUCUCCCAAGUAUAGGUUUCUCCAUCGUCUGCCAACACGGGUUUGGCGGUAGGUUGCCCGGCAUCGAUGGCCGCAUCACGCCGCCGGACACCUGGCCGUCCCGCCGUUCCCCGGCCGGCCUGGGCGCGGUUGGCGGGAUUGAACACCAUUCUUCUCGGUGUUUUCGCCGUGCUUCUCAUAACUGUCUUGAUAUAUGGAUGUGUUCGCGCAAGCGGUUUGAAUGCGGCCUUCAUCCUCUACAAAGGCCCUUGCUCACAAUCCAAGACGAUCAAUCUGUCCCUCCACCUGCUUCUCAACGUCUUCGGAACUCUUAUCCUGGCCUCAUCCAACUACUUCAUGCAGAUUCUCAAUGCGCCUUCUCGAGCCGAACUCGAUCACGCCCACGCUCGCUCGGGCUGGGUCAACAUCGGCGUUCCAUCGAUACGCAACUUCAUCUAUCUCGGCCCCGUCAAAUUCACCUGCUGGCUCAUCCUAGCCUGCAGUUCCGUUCCGCUUCAUCUCUUCUUCAACUCGCUUGUAUUUGAGGUCGCAGAAAUUCGGUCUGGUUUUGAGAUGACCAUAGCAACAGAAACCUUCCUCGAGGGCGCCGAGUACUUUGAACCUGGUGCCAGUCUA